Molecule: messenger RNA, 1411 nt
Organism: Manduca sexta (tobacco hornworm)
Lineage: Eukaryota; Metazoa; Arthropoda; Insecta; Lepidoptera; Sphingidae
Gene: Lsd-2
Product: lipid storage droplets surface-binding protein 2
Exons: 6
Coding region: 175-1089 (304 amino acids)
Biological process (GO): lipid storage; positive regulation of triglyceride storage
Cellular component (GO): lipid droplet; cytosol
Source: RefSeq, a predicted model, not a curated record
GUCAUUCGGCCAAAGUCCAAGAAAGUUGAUUCAUAUCAAAAUAUAAAAUACACUUGUUUUACCAUUACCCAUCCAGUGUUCUGUUCAGUUAACUUAGCGAGCAGUUGAUACGUAAAGUGCGUUAAUAAAUUAGAAAGUACCAAUUUUUGUGUUGAAUAUAAUUUAAAUCCAAAUAUGGCAACAGAAGUGAGUCAAGCACCGGCAGCAUUGCCACAACUACAGUCGGUCCAGAAGGCCAUGGCCUUCCCAACUGUGGGGGCAGCGGUCGAACAUGUUGGAGCAUUCUACUCUAAGGUCAAAGGAGCACACUCGCUUCUGGAAUGGGCGCUGUCCACCGCCGAAGCGGGAGUAGUGCUGGCGGCAUCCACAGCGGCUCCCUACGUGUCCGCACCACUAGCAGUCGGUGAUGCAAAGGUCGCCGCCGCCAUCGACCAGCUGGAGCGUCGCGUGCCGCUCGUCACCGAGCAACCAAAGGUCAUCGUCGAGACUACCAAACAAGCAGUGCUUUCUAGAAUAUCGCCGCAUGUCAACAAGGUUUACGGAGCGCGCGUCGCGGCAGAGGAACGCGUCAAGUCGCUGAAGGAAUUAUCGUGGGCCAAAGCGAACGCGCUGCUCUCGACAGCGUACGGACAGAAGGCGAUGCACGGCGUCGACUCCGGCGCCACCUACGCCAUGCAGCUGCUAGAUCAUUACCUGCCGCCUGUCGGUGUCACUGAGGAGCAAUCAACCGACAUCACCCCGUCGACGGCGGACCCGGCGCUGCACACGGUGCAAACUGUUGGCAGACUCAGCGCCGUCGCCGCGAGAAGGGUGUGGGCCAACCUCGCUUACAAGAUCAACGAACUUAGACAAACUGGCAUAGAACUAGACGUGCGUCGCUAUGUGACAGCGUUGCUAGCCGCCCUGCACCUCGCCAAGGUGACGAGCCAGCAGCAGCGCGAGGAGCAGGUGCCUCCGCAGCAGAACAACGCGGAGCCCUCCCCCUCCGGCCCGGAGCCCUCCCACAACACCUGCGAGUCCGCCCCCACCACCACUAACAAGGUGAAAUCCACUCCGGAGGCGAAAUCCGCGGAGCAUUCGCAAAAUUAAUCAUUAUAUACCUAUUAUAUACAAUUAAUAUAAGUUUUGCAUUUGUAUAAGUGUAAUUGCAUGAACGGCUUAUAUUGGCAUUUUAUAAAAGGCAAAGGCCGUUAGUCUACAUUGCAAAUGAUUCUCUUAGUUGUAAGCAAGCCACAAUGCCGAUACACAGGAUGUAUCCACAUUGUUAUGGCUGUUAGUUUUUAAGUAUUUUAUCAUAUUUACACUGUCAGUGAAGACUGUCUAAUGAGUCUUAUAUUUGUAUUUAUAUGGCAUGAAUUGUGAAGUAUUUUAUAUGGAAUGUAUUUUAAAUAAACAACUUAUACAGCAAUAA